ACUUUUUAAACGGUCUUCCUUCAAAAAGUCGUGGGGUGCUCAAAGUGAAAGCGUCUCUUCUUGCUUUCAACGACCAACAUGACUUUUAACGCGACGACCGUCGCCGCCGUCGCACACGCGACCUCAGCUCACCAGCUAUACGCUAAUAUUGACCUCACGACACUCAGUUGGCUCGAGCAAAUGUGGGCUGCUUGGUAUAUGUGGAUCGACAACCCAAUUAUUGCUACGGGCCUCAUGAGUUUCUUGCUUCACGAGUUUGUGUACUUUGGACGUUCCAUUCCUUGGAUUAUCAUUGAUGCUAUUCCAUAUUUCCGUCGGUGGAAACUUCAGCCCAACAAGGUUCCCACUGCCCAGGAGCAGUGGGAGUGCACGAAAAUGGUCCUAUUCUCGCAUUUCACCAUCGAGCUUCCAGCUAUCUGGUUAUUCCACCCCAUGGCGGAGAACUUUGGUAUGAAUACCUGGCAGGUUCCCUUCCCUUCAUGGACGACUAUGCUCCCGCAAAUCGCUAUCUUCUUCGUCUUUGAGGAUAUAUUCCACUACUUUGCCCACCAGGCACUCCACACCGGUCCAUUGUAUAAGCACAUUCACAAGAUUCAUCACAAGUACUCGGCACCUUUCGGUCUUGCUGCUGAAUAUGCUCACCCUGCUGAGGUCUUCAUUCUUGGUACUGGCACCAUCGCUGGACCCGUCCUGUACUGCUGGUACACUCGUAACUUGCACAUUUUGACGGUCUACAUGUGGAUUACGCUUCGUCUCUUCCAAGCUAUCGAUGCUCACAGUGGCUACGAUUUCCCCUGGUCGCUGCAGCACAUCAUCCCCUUCUGGUCGGGCGCCGAGCACCAUGAUUUCCACCACAUGGCCUUCACGAACAACUUUUCCACCUCUUUCCGGUGGUGCGACCGCAUCUUUGGCACUGAUGACAAAUACCGCGAGUACCGUGCACGCAUCGAUGCCCAAAAGGCCGCAAUGAAGAACAAGAGCAAGGCUGAGCGAGAAGAGGCCGAACGCAAUCUCAUUGCAGAGAUUGAGGCCGAGGGUCAACGUGCAGAGGCUAUUGCUGAGGGCAGCAUGCCUACUCCCAAGACCGUCAAAGUCCAGUGAUCGAUGCAUCUAGAUAACGGUGGUAUGAUCUGAUAUGAUGGACGCAUUGCAUGAUCAUUCAUAGCAUAUACCCGUAGAAGUGCAAUAAUAUAUACAUCUGUUAAUUAUCCCUCGUUUCGUGGACAAUAAGGAAUAAUGCAUGU
This is a messenger RNA of Suillus paluster, 1244 nucleotides long. RefSeq lists its product as uncharacterized. Bases 79 to 1101 code for a protein of 340 amino acids. Gene Ontology annotation, molecular function: iron ion binding; C-4 methylsterol oxidase activity. The transcript is spliced from 5 exons. NCBI's taxonomy places the organism in Eukaryota, Fungi, Basidiomycota, Agaricomycetes, Boletales, Suillaceae. Gene Ontology annotation, biological process: ergosterol biosynthetic process. The record is from RefSeq and is a predicted model, not a curated record.